This is a messenger RNA of Culex quinquefasciatus (southern house mosquito), 2415 nucleotides long. RefSeq names its product E3 ubiquitin-protein ligase CHIP (gene STUB1). The transcript is spliced from 5 exons. Gene Ontology annotation, molecular function: protein-folding chaperone binding; ubiquitin protein ligase activity. The record is from RefSeq and is a predicted model, not a curated record. NCBI's taxonomy places the organism in Eukaryota, Metazoa, Arthropoda, Insecta, Diptera, Culicidae. Bases 722 to 1540 code for a protein of 272 amino acids. Gene Ontology annotation, cellular component: Z disc; cytoplasm. Gene Ontology annotation, biological process: proteasome-mediated ubiquitin-dependent protein catabolic process; cellular response to misfolded protein; protein polyubiquitination.
GCCAAGUCCGUCUUUUGUUUUUGUUUCUGUCUGGGUGCUCUUUAUUUCCGCGCUCAUCUUUCUAUUGUUUUCGCUGCGCGCUCCUCCCUCGGGGAAAAACUCCCGUGAAACAGGUGAAAAGUGGGGAAAACCAAGGUGCAAAUUUCCUCGCCCGUCGCGGUCCAGUCAGUUUCGAUUUGACAGUCGUCGCGCACAGUUGUGUUGUGAAGAGUGGGGAAGUGAAUUUUGAAAUAUUUUUUUCUGCAGAUUGUUGUUAUCGUUGCGCAAGGCCCCGCACACGAAAGAGAAAGGCCCCUCCCGCUUGCCGUACGUUGUGUGGCCAAGGGUUCCGUCCGUCCGCCCGAGAGUGGUCACAAAGCGUAGCGAGAAAAAAUCGAAGGAAGGAAAAAUCAGCCGCGGAGGCGAGAAAGUGAAAUUGUGAUUUGCACUUUGGUUUUUGAGCUGCUGCUGCCUCUGCUGAUUAGGCAACAAUUUUUGAAGCAGUGUUUUUGAGUGUGUGGGUUUGUGCGCGCCGUUGAUAAGAGCAAUAACAUAAAUAAAAAAAUAUUCCCAGGCUAUCGAGAAGAGCCCCUUUAUCAAGUGGAAGAGGAGAACAACCAAAAGAGCUGGGCUAUUGCGACUCUCGCAAAGCAAAUUCAAGGUUGUUCAGAAUUGAAGUGCUCUGAAAUUUAGCCCAGAUUCGUGAUUUUCUUCCCCUUCGGGGACCAGCAGCACCAGCACCAUGAGCAAGCAUAUGUACUCGACGGCCAACCUGACCGAUGUCGAGCUCAAGGACCAGGGCAAUCGGAUGUUCUCCGCGCGGAAGUACGAGGAUGCCAUCAACCUGUACACGAAAGCAAUCAUCAAAAACCCCACCAACGCCACAUACUUCACAAACCGCGCCCUGUGCCACAUCAAGAUGAAACGCUGGGACUCGUCCUGCACGGACUGCCGGCGCGCCCUCGACAUGGACCCGAACCUGGUCAAGGGGCACUUCUUCCUGGGGCUCAGCCUGAUGGAGCUGGAUUCGUUCGACGAAGCGAUCAAACACCUGAUGCGGGCCCACGACCUGGCCAAGGAGCAGAAGCUCAACUUUGGCGACGACAUCGCGUCCCAGCUGCGGUUGGCGCGGAAAAAACGCUGGAACAUCCAGGAGGAGAAGCGCAUCUGCCAGGAGAUCGAACUGCAAAGCUAUCUGAACCGACUCAUCAACGAAGACAUGGAAAACAGAAUAGCAAAGCUCAAGCUGGACGACACACUGAACGAGGAUGCCUUCAAAGAUAAGUCGCAGGAAAUUGAGAGCGAAUGCGAAAAUCACACCAUCGAACUGAACAACAUAUUCGCCAAGGUGGAUGAGAAGCGAAGGAAACGCGAAAUUUCCCUCCGCACGGCUGGGAUCUUGCCCCCAUGGAAAGCAUGGGACGGUCGGAGGGCUUGUAAUGCACUUUACCAAUACGGAAAGAGCUGGGGAGCAUUUGUUCCCCAUACUAGCGCCAGUCAAAGAUGUUACACAUUGAUCUUUGCCGAGUGGUGUCUGGAAAUAUUAAUAGUUCUUUAUUAGUUAUUUGAAGAAUAUUUACAGUGCCACAGUUUUGAAGAAUAAAUCCAGACGGAACCGAAUGAUCGAAUGCUUCCUGUCGUCGGAAAAUUCGGAGCAACUGGAGCGUACCUAGCGGCCGGGUUGUGUAGCGUAAUGGAACUCCGAUUUCGAUAUGAUGGUACCCACGGCGGAGCUGGUCAAAGGACAAGCAGGACAAACUCGUUACUGGCCAAUUGCGACUUAUGCUUGCGAAGGUGAUCGAGGACAUCUGACGGCGGUUGCGGAGUCGUCCUCUUUAAAGCUAAGUACUCAUGCAUGAUAAUCGUAUUACAGGCCUGCCUUUUCUGGUCAUGUUGAAUACGAUUAACUGCAACUCUAACCACUUUAAAUUUCAGCAAAAUUGACAAGACUUUUGACGAACGUGACAGGACAGGGGACUGUAAAACAUUUUAUACAAGUUCCGACUUUUUUAUGUGGGAAAAUUUUGCCCGACGUGUGUUUCUUUACAUUUGUUAAAUAAUUACCUUUGCUGAUUGAGUUUAAACCUCAACAUAUGAAUUCAUUUUAAUAAUUUGGCCUUUGUUGGAACAGUUAAGGGUCACAUAGUAAAAGUCCGUUGGUGUGUGGAUAGUGUACCCCGUUCGCUCGAGUUCCUUGGGGUCAGUUCUGUAGGUUUUAACAGUCUCGACAGUUAAAACCUACAGUUCUGAUUUUGGGAAGCUUGUGCGAAUGGGGUUUUUAAUGAACAUUGGGGGCGGCGAUUGAGCACGAAGUUUCGAUUUAGCUUAUUUACAUCAUUACACGAUUACAUACUCUCACAAACACAAUCUCAUUUUAACCUACCCAAUCAUGUCCUCAAUCCCCGCUCCCAUGGAGUGUGAGCGAUCCGCAUGUGA